GUCAAAAGUUGAACAAUUCAGUACCGAUAAGGAAUCGCGUUUUAACGAAAGAUCAGGGCAGACGUUUUCCAUGUAAUAAUUACGAUCAACGAUAUAUGUGAUUCGAAAUUGAAAAUAAAAUCGAAGUGCCGUUUCACGUACCGUUUACCGCUCCCGAAUGAUGUUGGCACAACUUUUUAGAGGCUUGAACAUGGAGUGGAAUGGCGGUGGAGAGAUGGAAGAGCGAAUGUCUAUUCGUGAUUCCAGCAAAGCACUCAAGAAAUACGGGAGCACGGCUAAGCACAUGACGCGCAACGAAAACCUUAUCAAGCACGUCGUUUCGGCGAGCGAUACCCUUCAGGGUAUUGCGCUAAAAUAUGGAGUCACGACAGAGCAAAUACGGAGAGCAAACAGGCUGUGGGCAUCAGACAGUUUAUUUCUACGUGAAUACUUACUUAUUCCUGUACCUGGAGAUAUUAACACUUCCUUAGGAAACGAUUCCACCCUGCCUUCGGGUGGUGAGAGUUCACAGGGUAUUGAAAGUAUAACUAGUCCUUCGUCGAUAACUUCUUCCAUAGACGACGAAAGCUCCGUAGAUGAUUUCUUGGCAAAAAUGGAUUCAUCGAUAGCGAGUAUGAAGAAGGAAGUUAAACGCGCGCAAGGAAAUAGUGAUUUUGGAGAAUAUGCGUUUUGCCAUGAGGGGGAUGACACGUUCACGCAGCGGCGAAGAGCCGUCGCUAGAUUACGCAACUCACACCCCAUUAGUUCAACCACAAACUCAUCAGCAAACCCCUCUGAGUUAUUGAGGACAUCUUCAUCCGGCGAUGUUUAUAAUUUGCCGUCUGCCGUUGUGAUGACUCAAGGAAGAAGAGUGAAGACAUCGUUGCAAAGACUGCAGCAACAGCAGGAUGAGAUGUUUCAGUUGUAGCAAUCACGGUCGGCUUGCGCUAUAUGUGUAAGGACUUAGGUUUCGGGCAAUGACAUAUGUUGGAGAAAGCAGUGCUGGAUUAUAGAAAAAUUCGCACCACACUUAAUAGCUUGAUAUGAAAAUGAUGAUUACAUCAAGUAUCUUCACGUCGCGGCAUUAAUGACAUUGAAGUUUCAAACAAACAUAAAUACAUGUAUAUUUAUACAUAUACCUAUGUGUAUUGUAUAUGUUCGUAUAUUCAUGUUUGCAGUGUAAUUUAUACACUUGACAAGAUGAUAAGCGUUGGUUUCUUUUUUGACAUUGGUGUCCAGCACUAGAACGCUUCAGACUAGCCGUUUCUUAUUGAAAAAUGUUUGAAUAGAGAUUACGUGAGGUAUAAUUGUUGCAAGCGAUAGGGUAAGUGAAUUCCCUUUACUUUUUAAACCUGUUACGUUAGUUAUUCAUUUUUGAGUGAAUCAUCGCUCACAGAGAUUUCAAUUUAUUUUCUAUUUAUUGUUUUUCUUUCUCUUUCUGUUUAUAAAUAUAAAUUUAAUAUCUUAUCACUGUUGAAAAUUUUGUUGAAUAAAUGUUAAUUUUAUUGAACUGAUCCUAAAUAUCAGUUAUGUACAUAGUCCGAUAUACGUUGGCAAGUAUUUUCUUACUUGCAACAAUUAUGCUCAAAUAACGUUGACUUAUUAAGAAUAAAAGAUAGAUGAAGUAUUAGUGUUGAACCUUCUGAUGCCUUACAUAUAUUGUAUCCAGUCCUGAACGAAUUGAAAGUUAAUUAUUUAUCUUUAAUUAGCUUACCAUACCAAAUUACCGUGCUGUUUGGUGGUAAUCUACAUGAUAUUUGCAAAUUCCUAGCAACUUGUUGAUUUAGUAUUUCAAA
Messenger RNA from Diprion similis, 1775 nucleotides. RefSeq names its product lysM and putative peptidoglycan-binding domain-containing protein 2 (gene red). The transcript is spliced from 5 exons. The record is from RefSeq and is a predicted model, not a curated record. Lineage: Eukaryota; Metazoa; Arthropoda; Insecta; Hymenoptera; Diprionidae. Bases 158 to 907 code for a protein of 249 amino acids.